GUACUACGCGAUUAAAGUCGAGGGUUCUUUGCACACGACUGAUUCCUUUUUUCCUACAACUACGAAAAGUUCUGGUCGACAAGAACGGCAUCUCUUCAGGAAGUACUUAUUUUCUUCCAAUGCUACAAUUGCAAUUCACGUUCUUGAUGCGCAUUGUGAAUCGUACAUUCUCUGUCACUAUCUUGAUAGUUUCCCGCGAAACCCUUCUACUGCAUUGUCGCUUUCAGUUCGCAAAACCAAUCAUAGUUUCUGUAGCGGUCAUUCAAUUCUUUUAAUCAUAUUCACAUUCUCAGUGUACUAUAACGAGUUAUCAAGCCGCAUACACAAAGAAUGGCUACACCUACUGCACCGGCAGAUUCUGCUGGUAACCCUCAGGUCGACGCCGAGAAUCCCAAUGCAAUGGCGUCUGUAUAUAUUCAACCCCAGCAUAAGAAAUUCCACGAUUCUUCAGUCACCCUUGAAGAAUAUCAUUAUUAUGCCGGUCUCGCACGCGCAGAAGAGGAUGCUAGUACUAAUAAUGAUAUUGGCGAUACUACUUUCUUUUCUCUUAUUGUUCCACCCAAGAAUUUGAAGGGUCAAGCUCCGGUCAAUUCUGCUCCUGUGUCUGAGAAGCCAAAUGAUGGAAAUGGUGAGAAUGGAACUGAAAAGAUAGUCACUGAGAGAAAUGUACAUGAUAUGUCUCAUGGUGAUCGCUCAACGAUUACGAAUGAUGAGUGGACAAAUGCCAGCAGGGCUUUAAGAACGGCUACUUGGUCCUCAGUGUUCUAUUUGAUUACCACAGAUAUUUUGGGUCCUUUUGGUGUUCCUUUCGCCUUAGGUACUCUAGGCUGGGGACCUGGCAUCGCACUCUAUACUGUGUUUGGUGGAUUGGCCGUGUAUGGUGGGUUUCUUUUAUACUACAUGUUCCUGGGACUCGAUUCCCAUCAAUAUCCAUUGAGAACGUAUGGAGAUAUAGCUUUCCGAGUUUAUGGAGCACCUGUCCGACAUGCAGUCAACGUUCUUCAAUCUAUCCAACUUCUCUUCAAUGUCGGUGUUAUUGUUGUUGGCAAUGGACAGGCACUUUCCCAAGUCUCAAAAUUCAAACUUUGUUACGCAAUCUGCUGUCUUGUAUUCGCGCUUGCCGGCUUUUUCCUUGGUCAAGUUCGCACUUUACAAAAGUUUGGUUGGUUAGCUAAUGCCGCUAUCUGGAUGAAUGUUUUUAUCAUUUUGUGUACGAUGAUUGUCAUUUCACAUAGUGCGCCAAAUUACUUGGCUGUAAAUGCUGCUGCUGGAACUGCACUUGGUGGUGCACUCGUCACUCCAGAUAGUGCUGGUAACUUUCCACCCGUCACAACAUUUGGCAAUCUUCCUCCUUCGACAGCUGGCUUCACUGGUGCCGUGAAUGGACUCAUGCAAGCCGUUUAUGCAUAUGGAGGAGCUUUGUUAUUCACAGAAUUCAUGUCGGAGAUGCGCAAGCCCCGUGACUUUUGGAAGGGUAUGAUUUGCGCCCAAGCAUUCAUCUAUAUUCUGUACAUGAUUUACGGAUGCUUCAUUUAUGGCUAUCAAGGUCAAUAUGCUGUCAAUCCUUCUUUUCAAGGCGUAUCUCCAUAUGCGUGGCAAACUGUCAACAACGUCAUUGCGUUCAUGUCAGCUCUUAUCGCAGCUGGCCUAUACGGUAAUAUCGGUAUCAAAGUCCUAUACAAUAACAUAUUAAUGGAUUUCUUUGGUGCACCGCCUCUCAACUCACAUAGAGGCAAAUUACUUUGGAUGAGCAUUGUACCUGUUUAUUGGUCAAUAGCUUAUAUUGUUUCUGCCGCUAUACCAAAUUUCUUUGGUCUCUCUUCCCUAGUCGCAGCCCUUUGUAUUCUACAAUUCACCUACACAUUUCCGCCUAUCCUCUACUUAGGUUACUGCAUCCGAGUUGAUGCUAUCCUUGACACGGAAGGUUUCAAUCCCGCCACCGGCCAAGUCACACUCGCAGACACUGGAUUUAAGAGAAUCCUGCGCGGUUUCAGAAAGAGAUUUAUCUUGAACACCUGGAACAUCAUUUACUUCUGUGGUGCAUUGCUGACCGCUGCUUUGGGUGCGUACAGUGCUAUUGAGGCAUUGAUUGCGGCGUUCAAGGAACCUAAAAUUACGGCUUUUACUUGUAGGAGCCCGGUGAAUGCUGGAUAGGGACGAUUCAAGUGAAGGGCAAUUUGACUGCUUCUAGAGGAUUGAAAUUAAAAUGCCGGAUUAUGCUGGGGAUCAUACAACACAUGAAAUGGUUCAAAGAAUACUAUAAAAUCGAAAGUCUGUCUAGCUAACUAGGAGAUGUAUCUUGGGGUAGUUUUGGUUCGCUAUUUAUAGUAUUAUGGUUGAGACGGAUUGCUAAUAUUAUAUGAGAGAAGUGUUACGUAUCGAUAGCCAAGGGUAGAAGAAACUUCAGAGGAAUACCUGUAUACUUCACUGAGUACCUUACCUGCUUUAAUGUACAGCACCAAAGGGAUACAAUGGGGGUGGUUGAUAUCAAUACACGUUUAUCGUGAUGUCUUAGCUACACAAAAAAAAGUAUUUUGACAUACAGGAUCAUCUUUAACAAGUACAAUAAAAUGUCUUUGAAACCCAUAAGGUUAGAUAUGUGAAUAAAAAUCACAAAAAAAUGACUAUAGGGAUAUUAGGUAUACUUACA
Messenger RNA from Botrytis cinerea B05.10, 2650 nucleotides. RefSeq lists its product as hypothetical. The record is from RefSeq and is a predicted model, not a curated record. The coding region runs from base 331 to 2154 and encodes 607 amino acids. Gene Ontology annotation, cellular component: vacuolar membrane. Gene Ontology annotation, molecular function: amino acid transmembrane transporter activity. Gene Ontology annotation, biological process: amino acid transmembrane transport. The transcript has 4 exons. NCBI's taxonomy places the organism in Eukaryota, Fungi, Ascomycota, Leotiomycetes, Helotiales, Sclerotiniaceae.